This is a messenger RNA of Penicillium vulpinum, 1548 nucleotides long. RefSeq names its product fasciclin domain-containing protein. The transcript has 2 exons. Gene Ontology annotation, cellular component: fungal-type vacuole membrane. Bases 1 to 1548 code for a protein of 515 amino acids. NCBI's taxonomy places the organism in Eukaryota, Fungi, Ascomycota, Eurotiomycetes, Eurotiales, Aspergillaceae. The record is from RefSeq and is a predicted model, not a curated record. Gene Ontology annotation, biological process: macroautophagy.
AUGCGUUCCACUUACCUUUUCUUGUCUGUGGCAGCUCAAUUGGCCUCGGCCUUUGUCAUUCCGGAUGAGAGUAUCCUUGCAGACAUAGUCUCUGAGACUCGCCAACCCGUGAAUGAUCAGUUGGCUAAAGCAGAUGUUGAUAUGAGUCUACUGGGUAUCUCUCAUAACGAACAUAGAGGCCCGGGAAGACAUGGGGACUGGCGUGAUGAUGAUGAAUAUCCUAGACAUGGUGAUUGGCCCGGACACGGAGACUGGAGAAGACAUGGAGACUGGCCUGAUGACGAUGAAUGUCCUGAGCACGGUGAUUGGCCCGGAUAUGACGAAGAUCCACAUGGGAGAUGGCCCGGUGACGAACACCCUGGGUAUGGAAGAAGACCCGGAUACGGCGGAUGGCCUGGACAAGGAGAUGAUCGCGAAGACAGAUACCGACGAAUUGAUGCUUGUCCAGGCCCGCUCUGUCGCAAAGACAGAACAACGUGGGAACUCAUCAAAGAAUGCGAGCAUACAUCCCGACUCGCCGAGCUCAUUGCCGACGAUAAAGCCCUGAUCGAGAUCCUUAACAGCACGACAGGAAACCACACCUUCUUCGCGCCGACGAACCAUGUUCUAGAGAAACUUCCACGAGAGCGAAAUGGCCCCAGUUCCAAGUUUAUGUCUAGUUUGUUGCGGUAUCAUAUCCUGCCUGGCCGAUUUUCCAUCCACCAUGUAGCGGGCCAUCAGACGCUAGCGACAAAGCUUGAAGAGCCAGCUCUAGGAUUCAAUCUGCCACAAAGGAUCGCUGUAAGACAGCACCAUGACGGAGUGGUGUUGAACGGGAAAAGCAGGGUUGUGGGAGCUGAUAUGAAAACCAAAAAUGGCAUAAUCCAUAUAAUAACCAGCCCCCUGCACCCACCCCCAGAGACACGCACAAUGCUGCACCAUUCACCGGCCCACUUCAGCACCUUCACGCUGGCGCUAGCACACACGAAACUCACCUACAACCUCGACCCGGCGCAACGAAAGGGCGGUACGACCUUCGUACCCACGAACGCUGCCUUUAGACGACUUGGGGAGCAUGUUAAUCGAUUCCUUUUCUCGGCGCAGGGUGAGGGGUGUUUGCGUGCGCUGAUGCAGUAUCACAUUGUGCCGAAUCGGACGCUGUACUCGGAUGUGUUGUAUAGUAAUGGGAAGGCUCAGGGGUUGUUUUCUAGUCAUGGGAAUGGGCAUGGACAUGGGCACAAGUGUGAGAACGGGUGUGUGGAUGGACCAGAGGAAGACUCUGUGAAUGUGCGGCUUGUGACUCUACUGAAGGAGAGGGAUUUGGGGAUUGAUAUUAAGAGGGGGUUUGGUGAAGUUGGCAUGCGAGUUAAUGGCUUUGGUAGGGUUGAAAGAUUGGAUUUGUUGGCGAGGGAUGGGGUGGUGCAUGUGUUGGAUCGAGUGUUGGUUCCACCGAGUAAGAUACAGAUCAAAGUUAUAUUUGAAGGUGAAAAUGAGGAAGAACUGAUGAUCGAGGACCUUGUGGGAAGGUUGGAUGGUUGUGUCUAUGAAGGGACUCACGGUGAACUGUGA